AUGAAGGACAGUUUAAACAUAUUGGUGGACUCGCCGAUAUCCGAAACCAAGUUGCGACACUACGAUGGUAGUUUUGAGAAUAGUGAUCUACUGGUGAGAACCGGGACGCGACGCGAUUACGAUGUGGAGCAGGUUCAGGAUUCUGAUGACGAACUCGAGGUAUUGACUAUGGAGAGUGUUUUGAGGAUGUCCUCGUCCCGAACAAGUACUCAGUGUACUGAGUCGGAAGAUACUGCCCAGCAACAACAAGCGGUUGAUGGUGUACAGAAUGACAUCCAUAGGGAUGAUGGGUCACCAAAAGACAACAAAACCAUGAAUAACGGUGAUCAAAUGCUUGUGAGAAUCCCUUUGAAGAAAUCAAGCAUUAAUGCUGUGCCAUUAAAUCAGCGAAAAGCAGCACCAUUGUCCGAUGGUGCUAGCAUCACAAAACCACACCACCUUGUGCGACCAACUUACAAAGUGGCCUACAGAGUGGGACUUUCACGGAGGGUCAAUGUUGAGAGCCUUCACUCGUAUUUGAAGAAAAAAGGGUGA
Messenger RNA from Kuraishia capsulata CBS 1993, 534 nucleotides. RefSeq lists its product as uncharacterized. The transcript has a single exon. The coding region runs from base 1 to 534 and encodes 177 amino acids. The record is from RefSeq and is a predicted model, not a curated record. Lineage: Eukaryota; Fungi; Ascomycota; Pichiomycetes; Pichiales; Pichiaceae.